UCGGAUGCUCUGACCAGCCACACAGGAAAAGCCCCGGGAAAAUUUGAAUUUGAAUUCCUUUUCCUGUCUGGCCAGUUUGAAUCUCAUUUCCUGUCUGGACAUCGUGGCGAGCACAGCAGCACUGGCAACGAUGCAGAGCUCUCCAGCAGUGAUGGCCGUGCAGUCUGUGAAUAGAAAGAGGGCCCCAGCAUGGACUGAUCGGGAAGUCUUGGAUCUCAUCACUGUGUGGGGCGAUGAGUCCGUGCUUUCCGAGCUGCGAUCCAAAAGACGGAAUGCAAAGAUCUACGAGAAGAUCUCUAAAGACAUGUCAGAGAGAGGAUACAGCCGGGAUGCAACGCAGUGCCGCGUGAAAAUCAAGGAGCUGAGACAAGGCUACCAGAAGACCAAAGAGGCAAACGGAUGCUCCGGAUCCCAUCCCCAGACAUCCCGUUUCUACGAGGCACUGCAUUCCAUCCUCGGUGCGGCCGCCACCACUACCCCACCAGUGACCGUGGACUCUGAGGAUGGGAUAGUGUCCACGGCCGGUUCCUCGGACAUGUUAGGGGACGGGGAAGAUGAGGAAGGAGAUGAGGAGGGCGAGGCAGUCGGCAGCGCUCACAACGCUGAUUUCCCCGACAGCCAGGAUCUCUUCAUCACCCUUACAGAGAUCCCCUACGAAGCGUCCCCAGCCGUUACCCCGGACACAGAAUCUGGGGAAGGAUCAGCCACUACAGUAAAAUGCGGUCUAUAUGUCCGGGGAUAGAGCAGUAAUCCUCCUGGGACAUCUCGAUGAAGCUCUCCUGGAGGUAAUUGGAAAGCCGUUGCAUGAGGUUCCUGGGGAGAGCGGCCUUAUUGGGUCCUCCGAAGUACGACACAUUGCCGCGCCACGAGACUAUCAAGUACUCGGGAAUCAUUGCUCUGCACAGCAGGGCGGCAUACGGCCCUGGUCUUUGGAGGCUUUCCCGGAGCAUUCUCUCUCUCUCGCUCUCAGAGAUCCUCAUCAGGGUGAUGUCGCCCAUGGUGACCUGCUUUGAAUUAGGUAGGGGAAUGUUAGUGUUGGGACUGCUUGC
Molecule: messenger RNA, 1049 nt
Organism: Malaclemys terrapin pileata
Lineage: Eukaryota; Metazoa; Chordata; Testudines; Emydidae
Product: myb/SANT-like DNA-binding domain-containing protein 1
Exons: 2
Coding region: 131-742 (203 amino acids)
Biological process (GO): positive regulation of DNA-templated transcription
Cellular component (GO): nuclear body
Source: RefSeq, a predicted model, not a curated record